GCUGGGGUCAGUGCACAACGGAGUGGAGGCUAGGGCACGCUGCAGCCAUGUUCCGCUGCCGAGUGGCCGCCGUGGCGGAGAAGCUGGUGCGGAGCCUGCGCUCCCUGACCCCGAGGCCGCGGGGCCAGGCGGCGGCAGGCAACUUGUUGCAGCGAUGGAAUGUUCCCUUAAAACUACAGAUGAGCAGACAAAUGGCUAGCUCUGGUGCACCUGGGGGCAAAGGCGAUAGUUCUGUUUUUGUCCUUAUUGUGGGCUUAUCAACGUUAGGAGCAGGUGCAUAUGUGUACAAGACGCUGAAAGAAGACAAAGAGAGAUUCAAUGACCGCAUCGAAGCAAUGGCUAUGAAAUCCCAAGAUGUGAAGUCCACCUCUGAAGUGGGUGCUGCCUCCCAGGCCACAACAGCAGAGCAGGGGUUGACAACAGCUGAGCAGGGAGCUCCAGAGACAGAUCCAAGUGCUCGCCCUGAAUGUCCAUCCCAUGCUCCUUUUCUGCUAAUUGGUGGAGGCACUGCUGCUUUUGCUGCUGCUCGAUCCAUUCGGGCUCGUGAUCCUGGGGCUAGGGUGCUGAUUGUUUCUGAAGAUCCUGACUUGCCAUAUAUGCGUCCUCCUCUUUCCAAAGAACUGUGGUUUUCAGAGGAUCCGAAUGUCACAGAGACUCUGCGAUUCAAACAGUGGAAUGGCAAAGAGAGAAGUAUAUAUUUUCAGCCGCCUUCUUUCUACGUACCUGCUCGUGAUCUGCCUUAUAUAGAGAAUGGUGGAGUGGCCGUCCUCAGCGGCAAGAAGGUGGUGCAUAUGGAUGUUCGAGGCAAUGUGGUGAAACUUGAUGAUGGAACCCAGAUAUCCUAUGAUAAAUGUUUAAUUGCCACAGGUGGUUCCCCAAGGAAUCUUCCUGCAAUCGAGAGAGCAGGGAAAGAUGUGCAACAAAGGCUGACGCUGUUCCGCAAGAUUGAGGACUUCAGAGCUCUAGAAAAAAUUUCAAGAGAAGUCAAGUCCAUCACCAUUAUUGGCGGCGGCUUCUUGGGUAGUGAGCUGGCCUGUGCUCUGGGAAGAAAGGUACAAGCCACAGGGCUGGAGGUGAUUCAGAUGUUCCCAGAGAACGGCAACAUGGGCAAGGUCCUGCCUGAGUAUCUGAGCAACUGGACAACAGACAAAGUCAAAAGAGAGGGUGUUAAUGUCAUGCCCAAUGCUGUGGUGAAGUCCGUCUGUGUCUGUGGGAACCGGCUGAUAAUUAAACUGAAGGAUGGAAGAAAGGUGGAGACUGAUCACAUAGUGGCAGCAGUGGGCCUGGAGCCCAAUGUGGAAUUAGCAAAGUCUGCUGGCCUGGAGGUGGACUCUGAUUUUGGAGGGUUCAGGGUGAAUGCAGAGCUGCAGGCACGCUCCAACAUCUGGGUUGCAGGAGAUGCCGCCUGCUUCUACGAUAUCAAGUUAGGCAGAAGACGCGUGGAGCAUCAUGAUCAUGCUGUUGUGAGUGGAAGAUUAGCUGGAGAAAACAUGACAGGAGCUGCUAAGCCUUAUUGGCAUCAGUCAAUGUUCUGGAGUGACCUGGGCCCUGACGUCGGAUAUGAAGCCAUUGGCCUUGUAGACAGUAGCUUGCCCACUGUAGGAGUUUUUGCGAAAGCAACUGCGAAAGACACACCGAAGUCUGCAACGGAGCAGUCAGGGACUGGCAUCCGCUCAGAAAGUGAGACAGAAGCAGAAGCCUCUGAGAUUACAAUCUCUGCCAGCUCUCCCUCAACACCUCAAGUUCCAAAGCAAGGAGAAGACUAUGGCAAAGGAGUCAUCUUCUACAUCAGGGAUAAAGUGGUGGUGGGAAUUGUCUUAUGGAACAUCUUCAACAGGAUGCCAAUUGCUCGAAAGAUCAUUAAAGAUGGAGAGGAGCAUGCUGACCUCAAUGAAGUAGCAAAGCUCUUCAACAUCCAUGAAGAUUGAGCCCCUGCUCCAAGACACACCGAUGCAUCCCAGCCAGAUGGAAGUGGGGACGCACAUGCUGCAGACUGAGAGCUCGCCCCGCCUCAGAGCGCUGACUCUGUGUUCCGAGUACUUUGUGAAUAUUUCCAGUAAUCUAGAACUCUAACAUUUGCACCAGUAAAUAAAACCAGAUUCUUCUAAAUUCAA
Messenger RNA from Malaclemys terrapin pileata, 2114 nucleotides. It is a transcript of the gene AIFM1, whose product is annotated as apoptosis inducing factor mitochondria associated 1. Gene Ontology annotation, cellular component: cytoplasm; mitochondrion. The transcript is spliced from 18 exons. Bases 48 to 1928 code for a protein of 626 amino acids. Gene Ontology annotation, molecular function: NAD(P)H oxidase H2O2-forming activity; FAD binding; protein dimerization activity. Gene Ontology annotation, biological process: apoptotic process; mitochondrial respiratory chain complex assembly. NCBI's taxonomy places the organism in Eukaryota, Metazoa, Chordata, Testudines, Emydidae. The record is from RefSeq and is a predicted model, not a curated record.